UCCAUCACCGGCGGGAGCUUUGUAUUUAGGGGCCGGUUGUUUACGCAUGUUUUUGUUUAGUGAUUUUUCGGUCGUUUAAAUCAAGUUUUACCAUCAAAAAAUGAAGAUAGCCAUAGAAGGUUGCUGCCAUGGAGAAUUGGAUAAGAUUUAUGAAACCAUAGAACAUCUUUCCAAAAAACAAGGGAUCAAAAUUGACUUGCUGCUAAUAUGUGGCGACUUUCAAGCAGUGAGGAAUACAGCAGACUUACAGUGCAUGGCAGUACCUCCAAAAUAUCAGCAGAUGAACACAUUUUAUAAAUACUAUGGUGGAAUCAAGGCCCCUAUCCCUACUGUGUUUAUAGGAGGUAACCAUGAGGCCUCCAACUACCUCCAGGAGCUGCCAUAUGGAGGAUGGGUGGCACCUAAUAUUUAUUAUAUGGGAUAUGCCAGUGUGUUGCGUUUUGGAGGUGUACGGAUAGCUGGUCUAUCAGGUAUCUACAAAUCAAGAGAUUAUGCCAGAGGUCAUUUUGAGAAACCACCAUAUACAGAAAAUACUAAGAGAUCAGCUUAUCAUGUUAGGAACGUGGAAGUGUUCAGACUAAAGCAGCUUUCCACACCAGUAGAUAUCUGUAUGUCACACGACUGGCCACGGGGUGUUUAUUACCAUGGCAACACAAACAAGUUAUUAAUGAAAAAGAAAUUCUUCAAGGAAGAGGUUGAAAAUAACACACUGGGGAGUCCACCAGCAGAGGAGCUACUCCACAAGUUGAAGCCCAAUUACUGGUUCUCUGCACACCUUCACGUCAAAUUUCCUGCAGUUGUUGAACACAAGGUUGAAGGCGAAUCAUCUAAAACCACAAAGUUCUUGGCUCUGGACAAAUGUUUGCCUGGGAGAGAUUUUUUACAGAUAUUAGAUAUUCCACAUGACCCAGAACAGCCACUAGUUCUGCAGCAUGAUGCAGAGUGGCUGGCCAUACUCAAGUCUACCAACCAUUUGACACAUAUUCACCCUACACCACAGUACAUGCCUGGGCCUGGAUGUGAUGACAGAUAUGAUUUUACAGUUACCCAAGAAGAAUUAGAUGCAUUAAAAGAGGAUUUUGGAGGUGAUUUUGCAAUACCAGAAAACUUUGAACCCACUGUCCCAGUUUAUGAUCCCAAUCAACCCAAGCAAAAAAUGCCAUCGCCACAGGUUCACAUCAACCCACAGACAACACUGCUCUGCACCAUGUUGGAUAUCACAGAUCCCAAUGCUGCUCUGUCAGGAAAGUCCAGCACGCUGGAUAUUGAUGAACUUGAGGAAGUUGAAGAGGAUGAGGAAGAUUCAUCAAUUUGUUCAGCACUGGAUACAACAACAGAAACCAGCAUCUCCUUCACAAAUCCAGAUGAGAUUGCUCUUGAUGACCUAGAGGAAGAUGACACUGAUAGUGGGAUUCCAGAUUUGUCGUCUAAUGCGGCUGAUCUGUCAGCCGAAAGUGGACAGGAUUCCCCCAAACCUCUGGCAAACUUAUCCUUUGAUUCUGACAGUGCUUCUGAGUCUACCAGGCUAUUGACCAAGAUGGCUUUGCCAGCUCCAAAAUCUUCUGAAGAUGGCAGCACAGCUGGGUCCUGCGACUCUGAUAGUGCUGCAGAAUCUUUAAAUCCAAAAACUGGCCCAAACACUGAACUCAAAAUUGGCAGCUCACCUCUGAGGUCCCUAGAUUCCAGCAAUGCAGACUCUGAUAGUUCCUCCUCACCAUCCACGCGUAGACCACUGGAUGUUGGGGAGGUUUCUCAUGCACAGGGUCCAUCAGUCAAAAAAUUUAAGCGAAGAAACCAAGCUAUGUACUCUGGUGAUGAUGAUGAAGCUAGCUAGUAGAUUUUAGAAUAUGGCUGCAUAAAGUAAUAUGCAAAAUAUUCUACAACACGUAUUACCCUUUGAUUUUAGAAUUAUUGAAUGGCAAAGAAUUCAUCAGUUACAUUGUGCCCUGUGGGCGUGAAUUGUCUUUUUUAUCAACUUUCUACUAGAAAAUUACAGCAGUGAAUAUUAUGCUGUUUUCAAAAAUAAGUUAAAAGCUCAUGAUGGUGGCAACAUUUUUGAAUCUCUUAGAAACAUGGAUUGGGCACCAAUAGAAAUGCAAUAGCCAAGAGAUGGAUGAUUUUAAUGUUUUGAAUCAUUUCUUUCUGGAGGCUGGCCUUCUGUGAAUAAUUAUGCAUAUAAAUAAUGGUCAAAGACAGCAUGUGCAUAAGAUUUUUAAUAUUUUAUUUUCUCUGUCAGGGCAGCACUGCUGAUAUGCAUUAUUUCAGUUAGUUGAAGAAUAUUUUAUCAUCUUCAUUUAUACUUUAUAGUGGAAGUCCGAAUAUGACUUCUGCUGUCUUUGCAGUGAUGUUCUGUCAUAUAUAUAUGCUACAGACAAGACUUUAUUGAGAAAUUUGUUAGUGUACUGAAGCCUACAAACACAGAAUGGAUAAUUUAGUAUUUUAUUGAGAUCAAAAGACACCCUUUGUGUCUUUAAUUUAUGUAAUUUAAAUUUGAAAGUAAAUUUAUACAUUGUUUAAUAAGAAGUUUUACAGUUAGUCAGGUAUAGAGAAAAGGACAAAGGUUGUUGCAAUAUCAUAAUUACGGUGAAUACAGGUCAUCUUAUGACAAGGAAAGUAAACAACCAAAAUAAACAUGCAUUUUUAAAUGUCAAACCUUCCUUAUAGUUAUAUUCCAACAAUAAGAAUAUUACACUUGUGUCACAAUGCCCCUUUUGAUAAUUUGGUUUUUCUAAAAAAAGUAGGAAUGUCAUCUUUACUUUUGCCUUCCUCCUUAAAGCAAGCAAUGUUUCAAUUUGAAUAUUUGUAUUGCAUAUGGUCUUUGGUAACUUGAAUAUCACAGUUAAGCUGUCAACCAAUGUUAAAAGAAAUUUGACAAUUAAAAAGUAUGCUUGCAAAAUUCAAAUAUAUCACAGCAUUUAAGCAGUACAUAAAUGGCAGCUCACGGGCCAAAAAUGACUUUUACUAGAAAGCCUUUGGCAGCGGUGAAGUGAAAGAUACCAUCCUAACAUCCACCUAAAGAAGGACAAGUAUAAUAAU
Messenger RNA from Lingula anatina, 3036 nucleotides. Its product is annotated as lariat debranching enzyme. Gene Ontology annotation, biological process: mRNA splicing, via spliceosome. Lineage: Eukaryota; Metazoa; Brachiopoda; Lingulata; Lingulida; Lingulidae. Gene Ontology annotation, cellular component: nucleus. The record is from RefSeq and is a predicted model, not a curated record. Gene Ontology annotation, molecular function: RNA lariat debranching enzyme activity.